Neurospora hispaniola is the source of this 3232-nucleotide messenger RNA. Its product is annotated as fungal-specific transcription factor domain-containing protein. Lineage: Eukaryota; Fungi; Ascomycota; Sordariomycetes; Sordariales; Sordariaceae. Gene Ontology annotation, biological process: regulation of DNA-templated transcription; DNA-templated transcription. Bases 1 to 3078 code for a protein of 1025 amino acids. The record is from RefSeq and is a predicted model, not a curated record. Gene Ontology annotation, cellular component: nucleus. Gene Ontology annotation, molecular function: zinc ion binding; DNA binding; DNA-binding transcription factor activity, RNA polymerase II-specific. The transcript has 2 exons.
AUGCCAGGUGAGAAGUGGAAAGACGGGAGGAAGCGCGGGAAGCAGCAGCAGCAAUGGGUCCCCUUGAGAGACCCAACCGCCGGCACGAUAGCGUCCCAACUACGUAUCCAGUCUAUUCUCUCCCCCGCCGAUCCGCCGGACGCCGAUGAGACUUCGGCUACCAAUAGUACGCCAACCGGUUCUACUCCAAACCGAAAGUUUAACGACGCGUUCGCCGCGCCGGGCUCUGGCGGACCGCCCUCUGUACUUCCCGCCGGGUCGGUUAUAGCACCCAGGAUUUAUACCAACGACCGGUUUCCCAACAGUCGCCAGCCGCUGCCUCAUAGCUCACCGCUCGCUACCGGGGGCGGCGGGCUUCGCAGGCACGGCCAAACACCCGAGAAUGCCAACAAGGUCUUGAUGGCCUCCGCGACUAUGAGGCCUACCCCUGAGAGCCCUGCAAGCCCUGGCAUACCUGAUCUGAAAAGGGGAGCCAAGCGUACCCCUUUGCGCUCAAGUAUUGCCUGUCAACGUUGCCGGAAAUCCAAAAUCAAGUGCAACAACACAGGCGGUGAUGCGCCCUGCGAUACCUGUAUCCGAAAUGGCAAACAAUGUAUCUACCCUGACGUGGCGCCUGCUCCCCCAAAGCGGGCUGAGCCACCCACCGGUGUCAAGUCGGAGCAGGGUUCCGAGCGGAAGCGGCCGAGGAGACUCGAUGAUAUCGCCAAGUUGGAGAGCGCUGUUCCGCCUGCCGCUUUCGCCGAGGAGGUUCUCACGGCGCCUUAUCUUACCGAGAGUGUUUGGUCAGAAAUCUUUGACCUGUACAAACUUCACUUCGCCACUGAGUUGCCGUUCCUUCACUUGGCAACUCUCAAGGAGAAAAUGGGAAACAGGUUCAGAGCCAAGCAGAGUGACACAUCUCCCGAAAUCAAUCUCGUGCUCCUAGGGGUCCUAACACUGACAGUACGCUUCAACCCCACGUUGGUGUCUUAUGUUACAACACUCAGGACAGCUUCUACUGUUUCGAGCGGUCCAAAGUCGCGCCAACUGGGCAUCAGUAGUGACGCGACGACCGCCUCCGAGUUCUAUGCCAAUGUCCUCACAAAGGCUUUGGGUGGACUUCGAGCCAGCAUGACCAUGGCAUCAGUCGAAAGGGUCCAGGCCUUCCUGAUGCUAGGCCUGUACGAGUGGGGACAGGCGCGACCCAAGGUGGGCGGCAUGGCGGCAUGGAUGUAUGUCGGAAUGGCCAUUCGUAUGGCUCAAGCUCUAGGCUUGGGUGAUGGCGAUAAAGAGGACAGCAAAACAUUCAAGUCCAGACCUCUAGACGCCUUGAGAUUGUCCAUGUCAAAAUCGCAACUGAUCAUCGCCAAAGAAAUCAGGCGACGCACCAUGUUUAGUUGCUUGAUAUUGGAUCGCUUGCUGGGCUGUGGCAAGGGGCGUGCAUCGACAAUACGUUCUGAGGACUUGCGAAUUCAGCUUCCCUGUUCUGAAAUGUCCUUUGACCUAUCCGAAGAUGUCUAUACUGGCUUCCUCAACCCUACAGCCCAGGAGAUGGCAAGAGGCCCUAUAUCCGACAGUGCCGACAGCGUCCUAAGUCGCUUCAUCCGACUCGUUGAUAUCUGGGGCGAAAUAUCAAAAUGGAGCUUUGCCGGUGGUCGCUUUACAGAACAGCAUGCUCCUUGGAAGCGUGAGACAACAUUCUACCAGCUCCGCAUGAAGCUUGAGACGUUUUAUAGCGAACUACCGGAGCGGUUUUGCUGGUCGAGGAGCAACUAUUACAAGCACGAGAACCACCACGCCAGCAGUGUCUACGUCUCCUUGCACAUGCUGGGCGCGGUAUGUAAGAUUAUGCUUCAUCGCGAGUACAUACCGUUCAUUGCAAUUCGAUGCAAGAAGCCAGUUGGCCCCCUUGAUGAGCCCACUUUUGCUGAAGGCGAUGAACCGACCGGAUUCUGGAACGAAAGCGCUGAAGAGAUUUUCAGAGCAGCUAAGGAUAUUGUUGAUCUCAUCGAUAUUUCCCAACAGAAACUUCCCAUGUCGACGCUCGUUUUGUUUGCCGUUUGGACGGCUGCCUUUGUCGGCAUAUAUGCUGUUUACUUUCCUCAUAUCGAUGUCGACCGCCACAUGCUUCUGCCACCAGACGAAGAUUCAGGGAUCGAGUUGGAAGAGAUCAAAAAGGGACCUACCGGCCUGACGUACAAAACACUACAGCAAAUGGGUAAAUGGCUCAAGAUGGCAGACACAUAUGUGCAAUAUUUUCAUGAUAUGGUACGCUACUACGACACGGUAAAGAAGGACUACGAAGCUGCGGCCAAAGCGGCGGACGGGCCAGGCGGUGAAGCUAAAAUUAACGUUCGUCUUCUUGGUGGCGGCCUGGAGGAGUGGAAAUACCAAGGACUGAAGGUGGUCAACAAUGGCGAAAUCCUGGCGGUUGACGACGACCGGCACAGCAUUUCUCGGGAUAGCACGCUCGAACCAGCCUCCAGCAGACAUGACGGCCAUCAUACGGACCACCACACCAAGACCCCAAGGUCGGCUUCGCUCUCGUUCACCCCAAUCAACACAACAACGCAUCACCACCAGCACCCAUCGUUAGAUUCACCAGCAGACACCACUCGAACGCCAGACGGCGAAAACAUGUCCUGGCAUCACCCACCAUAUCAACGCCCAGUCACCGGCGGCAUGCUCAGCUCCAGCAGCCAACACCAGUCCCCAUCUCAAUCAUCGUUCGCGGCCCUGAGUCCGCAUCUGGCGACUGUCAAACAAGCAUUAGGCCCACCGCCACCACCACCAGCGGCUGUCUCAGGCUCCGGUGCGGCAGCCUCGAUCUCGACAUUGCCCAGCAUACCCGUGUACAACUCCUCAAAUGAGGUAAUGCAGUAUAUCCAGGAAAACCAGAGCAUACCGUGGAAUCAGUUACCAGGCGGUGUCGACCACUUUGCGCACGGGACCGAUGACUUUUGUUUUGAUGAGACGGGCAACGGGUUCUGGGGGUCGAUGCCCGUUGUUAUGGGCGCCUCUGCUGCACAUGGUUAUGUGCCACAACCGAUUGUUGGGGUGAGUGGACAGCAGGGAACGGGUUGGAGUGGACUUAUGUGACGAAGCAAAGAAGAUGGCUGAGGUCCGAAUGUUGCAGUGGGGGAUAUUCCCUUUUGUUUUCCUCUCUCUCUCUCUCUCUUUCUUGGUUUUGAUCUACUACUAUGGAACAAGGCUGUACGUUUUUUGUCAUUCAUCGAUUACGGUGUCUUAAAUG